Molecule: messenger RNA, 1617 nt
Organism: Cyclospora cayetanensis
Lineage: Eukaryota; Apicomplexa; Conoidasida; Eucoccidiorida; Eimeriidae
Product: dihydrolipoyllysine-residue acetyltransferase component 5 of pyruvate dehydrogenase complex, chloroplastic
Exons: 7
Coding region: 1-1617 (538 amino acids)
Biological process (GO): pyruvate decarboxylation to acetyl-CoA
Cellular component (GO): pyruvate dehydrogenase complex
Molecular function (GO): dihydrolipoyllysine-residue acetyltransferase activity
Source: RefSeq, a predicted model, not a curated record
AUGCCUGAAGUGUCUACGUCCACUGGCUCUCCUGCGAAAGGAUUUAUUAGCAGUUGGAAGGCUGAGGCAGGCCAAACAGUGAGAAAGGGAGAUUCGCUUUUCGUAGUCGAGAGCGACAAAGCCGAUCUUGACGUGGAGGCGCCGCAUGACGGAGUUGUGCGAAAAAUCCUCGUCAGAGAAGGUGUCUCCGUCGCUCCUGGCACAGUUGUGGGGCUUUUAGCGGCAGCGGCUUCGCAGGCGGGGGGGACGGGAGGCGAGGAGGGGGUGACUGCGGAGGAGGAGGAAGGACUGAGCAAUGAUUCGCAGUUGCCCACUGGCACUGUGUCGCUGUUCAUGCCGGCCCUCAGCAGCACCAUGACACAGGGAACCAUCACCAAAUGGUACAAGGAAGAAGGCGACAAAAUAGAGGUUGGAGACCGCAUUUUGGUGGUGGAAAGCGACAAGGCGGAUAUGGAUGUGGAGAGCUUCGAUGCGGGCUUUCUCGCGGCUAUUUCUGCCCCCAACGGAACGACAGCGGCUGUCGGGGAUACCAUUGCCUACAUCGUGCAAAAGAAGGAGCACAUUGAACAACUCAAGAGAGCACUGGAGAAGCGCAAGCAGACUGGAGGGGCACCCAUUUCUCUAGAAGCGGCCCGUGCUGGGCAGCAGCAACAACAGCAACAGCAACAGCAACAGCAACAACAGCCGGCUGCAUCGGUUCUAACGGCGGCUGGUGGAGCAGAAAUUGAGCGCACCGUGCAAGCUGCAGCAACUGAAUGGCUCUUGCCUUCUGUGGAUCAGACAUCCCAGGAGCAGAGCGUGCCUGGAGUCUCCGGAGAGCAGUUACAACAGCUUCUCCGACAGCGACUUUCUACGACGGCACCUGCCGCGGCAGCAGCCCUUGCAGAUCCAAAGUUGUCAGAAGAACUACUGAAGAGGAUGCAUUUGCGGCCCCCUCCUCGCGAGCUGAGCAGCUUGGAAAAGGCGAUCGCAAAGAACAUGGAAGCAACGCUUAAUGUACCCGUGUUCAGGCUGACGCGCGGCAUUUCUGUUGACGCACUGUUCGAUAUGCUCGGACAAAUGAAAACGGGAGAACUCGCGGAUGCAUUUUCUCUUUCAAAAGAUGAGCGCUUCGUUGCACCCGGCCUAAGUGUGCUUCUGGCAAAGGCUGUGGCGCUGACAGUAAAGAAGCACCCCAUCAUAAACGCAAGAUUUGACGCCCAGAACCAAAACGUCAUCCACCCGCCGUCCGUCGACAUUGCCAUGGCCGUGUCCAUCCCAGGGGGUCUGGUGACUCCAGUUUUGAAAGACGUUUUAGGGAGAGAUAUUUUCACGCUGGCUCGCAGCUGGCGGAGACAACUAGCAGCAGCUCAGGGCGGAGAUUUCGCAGCUUCCGGACUAACAGGUGGCACGUUCUACAUCUCCAAUUUGGGGAUGAGUGGCGUGGAGCAAUUUGACGCCGUGUUGCCGCAAAACGUCGGCUGUAUAAUGGCCGUCGGAGCAGUGAGAAACGUUCUUCAACAAAGCGGACAAGGACUUAAGCAUAGCAAACAAAUGAAUGUUACACUCACUUGCGACCAUCGCCACAUCUAUGGUCAGCAUGCCGCCGACUUCCUUGUGGUGAGCUUGGGGGAUUAA